Messenger RNA from Meira miltonrushii, 1509 nucleotides. Its product is annotated as putative phospho-2-dehydro-3-deoxyheptonate aldolase. Lineage: Eukaryota; Fungi; Basidiomycota; Exobasidiomycetes; Exobasidiales; Brachybasidiaceae. The record is from RefSeq and is a predicted model, not a curated record. The transcript has a single exon. Gene Ontology annotation, biological process: aromatic amino acid biosynthetic process. Gene Ontology annotation, molecular function: 3-deoxy-7-phosphoheptulonate synthase activity. Gene Ontology annotation, cellular component: cytoplasm. Bases 264 to 1439 code for a protein of 391 amino acids.
UCUCAUAUAUACAGGCCGUGUGCCCAGCCAAUAGACGAAGGGAUUUUUCAAAAGAGAGGAAUAUUUUAGGGUUACCAUCCGAAAAUGAGCCGAAGAAGAGACUGUUGAAGUGCCUCUUUAUUUUUCUCAUUUAUGCAUGGGCGUGCAUUGUGACUCAAGAAGAAACGUUUCAAUGUCCGCUAUCCUUCGAUGGAAUUCUAGCAUUCAUUGGCCGAAGAAAUAAGUCUCCUUCUUACCAUCACCGUCAUUGUCAGUUCGCAAACAUGUCACCUGCACCUUUAUCUGAUGCAAUCGUUUCAUCCACUGCUCCCGUUCCUACAAAAACGGUUGCAAGUCAAGGAAAAGAUCAAGUUGAAUUCGUUUACAAAAAUGACGUUCACAUUACAGAAUACCAACCUUUAAUUCCUCCAGCACUUUUGAUUCACGAAACACCCGUAACAGAUGCCGCCAAACAUACAAUCGCACGUGCAAGAGCUGAAUCAAGUGCUGUCAUCAACGGUACAGAUGAUCGUCUUUUGGUAGUCGUUGGUCCAUGCUCGAUUCACAAUGUUGAUGCUGCAUUGGAAUACGGUAAAAAGUUAAAGGAGAUCGCUCCUUCUUUGCCUGGAUUGGUUUUGGUCAUGCGUGCUUACUUUGAAAAGCCAAGAACGACAGUUGGCUGGAAGGGUUUAAUUAACGAUCCUGAUUUGGAUGGAUCUUUCCAAAUUAAUAGAGGAUUAAAAAUUGCCAGAAAUUUGUUGAUCAACCUCACUGCUUCAGGCGUUCCAGUCGCAUGUGAAGUUUUGGACACAAUUUCACCCCAAUACACUUCUGAUAUUUACAGUUGGGGAGCAAUCGGAGCAAGAACAACAGAAUCACAACUUCAUCGUGAAUUGGUUUCUGGUCUUUCCAUGCCAAUCGGUUUCAAGAACGGAACUGAUGGUGGUUUGGCAGUCGCAGUGGACGCAAUUCGUGCAAGCUCUCGUCCACACGCAUUCAUGGGUGUUACAGAAGCAGGUUUGGCAGCAAUUGUCAAGACUACUGGAAACAAUGAUUUACACAUCAUUCAUCGUGGUGGAAAGAAAGGUGUCAAUUACGAUGAAAAGAGCGUUCAAGAUAGCAAAGCUGAGCUAUUGAAACAAUUACCUGAUCGUCAUCCAAGUAUCAUGAUCGAUUGCAGUCACGGAAAUAGCGAAAAAGAUUACCGUAAACAAGCAAACGGUGUUGAAGCAAUCUGCCAACAAUUGAACAAAGGAGAAAAGGCAAUCACCGGUGUGAUGAUCGAAAGUAAUUUGGUCGAAGGAAAACAAUCUGAACCAAAAGCAGGAGUACAAGAAAAGACUGAUCUCGUUUACGGUCAAAGUAUAACAGACGGUUGUGUUUCUUGGGAAACAACUGUUGAUUUCUUGCAAAAAUUGAACGCUGCCGUUGAAGCACGUAGAUCCGUCAAUGGAGCAUAGACGACCAGAAAAAAUGUAUCACUUAUUAUCAUGUUUGCAAUCUUAAUAAUCAUAUCCUCACGCAGAUUCA